AUGGAAAAGAAAAAGUCGCUUAACUCUAACGCCUUUUUCACCUUUGUUAUUUUGCAAUCGCUCCUACGCACCAAAUCGGGGACUUUGGCAGAACGAGGUGCGAUCACGUCAACACCCCUCAUGUGGUCGUCAAUGUGUAUGAGUAAGUCAGGCCUAACUCUACACCGAAUGUCACGACACGGGUAUCAACCUAUUCGCGCGCACACCAGCCAACGCGACGAAUGCGAAGAAACAGCACUGCACCUCUUGAGUUGCCCCGCUCUUCAGCCACUCCGAGUUCAAUUUGCGAUAGUUGAUGAUGUACCCCUGAUGAAACUAUGUUUUUCUAAGCGGUUAGCAAAAUUCCUUAUUGCGGUGGAGCGGAACUACACUAUACCACAGUUUUCACACCCAAGAAACCCUACGCAGCCCACCUCCCACCCCCCACCUCUCUAA
This is a messenger RNA of Trypanosoma theileri, 435 nucleotides long. RefSeq names its product Tbingi protein. Lineage: Eukaryota; Euglenozoa; Kinetoplastea; Trypanosomatida; Trypanosomatidae. The transcript has a single exon. The record is from RefSeq and is a predicted model, not a curated record. Bases 1 to 435 code for a protein of 144 amino acids.